Molecule: messenger RNA, 927 nt
Organism: Bathycoccus prasinos
Lineage: Eukaryota; Viridiplantae; Chlorophyta; Mamiellophyceae; Mamiellales; Bathycoccaceae
Exons: 1
Coding region: 1-927 (308 amino acids)
Source: RefSeq, a predicted model, not a curated record
AUGGACGAAUGGACGAGCAAAAAAGUAUCCCUGAACGAAAUACUCAAAGAGGAACACCCGGAGAAAGAACCACAUUUUUUGGACGAUGAUUUGGUGAUGUCGAAAUUCGUGACCGAGAAAGACAUUCGAGCGCAUUACCAAAACGAGUUGGAAAACGGGAAAGUGGUCUCGAAUCAAGCCGGAGGCGCGAGGGAGAUUACGAUCGACGAGAGGUCUUUGGUUGAGAACAGACCGAAAGUGGUCAUUGAUAACACUUUAGAUUUAACGCCGGAGGAUUAUCGGAAGGCGGCGUUUGCGACCGGGAUUCCAUUCCGGCCGAACGGUUUAUUCCCGCCAAACGACACGCUCUUGACUAAACUCAGCACGGACCCUAUGUAUUUUCCGUUCAUGAAACACGUGCCGUGUGAGCGACCGCACGAUUUUGUCGUAGCGCCUGGGUGCUGGGCCAGCGGUGAUUCCGCGGCGAAAGCAGGUUUGGACGUCCGACAUUUUUACAGGUUCCCUCGAAAUGGAUGCGACCACGGAGAGCUGCACGGCGCAGUCAGAGCCGGUGAAGGCGCUGCAAUCUGUUUACACGGGUACACCACCGCGCACGGUGGAUCGAUCGAAACCAUACUGGACGAAUGCACGGCGGAAAUUGCAAAGUGCGAAUUCGCUCCAACCGCUACGACUAUAAAUUUCAAAGUCAAUCUGAAAAAACCGUUCCCUCUUCACCGAACCUGUCGCAUCCUGUGCAAAAUCAAAUCCAUAUCGAGCAACAAACUCCGCAUCGUGACUACUGGAGAAAUCUACGACGCGGAGGAUGACACGUUAUUAGUCACUUGCGAAGCAGAACUCGUCGAUAUCGCUCGGAUUUCCGCAAACACCCAAGAGAUGCAGAAUAAGAUGAAAAGCAACGGCGCCGUCAACAGAUGGAACGGCAUGUAA